AUGGACUGGUGGAUCGAUUUUGCCAUCAUUCUAGCUGCGUGCAUUGAAGUACUGUUCAUUUUGAUGGGGACUGCUGUGGAGGAAGUGAGGAUUUUCAAGCUUCUGCGGAUUGCAAGGGUAAUGCGUUUGAUUCGCUUCAUUCGCAGAUCACCAUCGCUGCGUGAACUGCGGAAAUUGAUGCUGAUGUUCGCCAGCGUCAUUCGCACUCUGGCCUGGUCUUUCCUAUUUUGCUUUAUUGCUACGACGCUCUGGUCCAUGAUUGCCGUUGAACUCCUGCAUCCAAUUAUUCAGGAGCUAGCUGAGGAGGGCACAUGGAGCGAUUGCAAGGAUUGCCGCGAUGCUUUUGCUACGGUUCUGGAGUCGAAUCUCACUUUUCUUAAAACGAUGCUUGCUGGGGAUAGUUGGGGCUUGGUCGCCAUGCCUGUUAUCCGAAGGGAGCCCUAUACAGCAAUCGUGUUCAUCGGCGCUCUAGUUACCGUCAUGUACGGAAUCUUGCAGCUUGGCAGAGAUCGGCAGAUUUGGAACCUCAUUGUUGCUGUGAUUGUAGACGCUGCUGUGGAGCAGCGUGAGAAGGACAUCGGUACGCUAGCUGCCGAUUUGGAUUUUGAGCUCGCAGCAGAUUUGAAGCGGCUGGGGCAGAUGUUCAAGAAGGUCGACGCUGACGGUGAUGGUGAGCUCUCUUUACAAGAGCUCAUACAGGGAGCAGAAAAGGUUCCGGAAUUUCAGAACCGCCUGCGAGUCAUGGAUAUUGACGCGGUUGAUCUGGAACAGCUGUUUCGCAUGUUGGACGAAGACCAUGGCGGGUCCAUCAGCCCAGAAGAAUUCAAGUUUGCCCUGAGCCGCUGGAUGCGUGAGUCCAAGACCGCGAACCACUUUGUCAAGUACAUGGUCCGAAAUCUGUCGGUAAGCCAAAGCCAACUGCAGAAGCAAGUCAGAGGGAUCAGCAAGACCCUGAAUAGAAUGGCUUGCAAUCUCAAUGAUUCUGCUCCCAUGCAGAGGGCUACUUCUGACGGCUCUCAGUGCUCGCAGGGCUCGGCUUCAAGCGAGUCCAGCCUUGAACAGCGGAUUCGCUGUUCACCAACAUCUCAGGAGUCCUUGCGCCAGAAACUGCAAGCGCAGCCUGCGAAGCCUGUGCAGCCUGAGAGUCGUACUGCUGCAGAAGUUCGGCAUCAGCUAUCAGGGAGCAUUGGAUCCGAUCUUGCACUGGGUCGUGACCAGUACAAGGACGACCAGGAUAUAGAAGGCUUGAUUCUUCGCUUGAGACAAUGCGUGGAAGACACAGAGCACAGGCUCCUGCGAAGGUGGCAGCCGGGAACGUCAAGCCCAAGUCCACCACCUUGUUCUGCCAAUCUUCAGGCUAAGCCGAAAAGUGCAAGGUCCGCCGAGGCAAGUUUCACGAGGCGAUUGUACGACCUGCCUCCAGAAGCGAACCAAAUAGAAGAUGCCGCCGUGCGUGGUUGCUUGGCACUGCUCAGUCAGGGGAGGAUCAAGUGGAAUCCUAGCGACUGGACCGAUCACUGGAAGUGCAAAAAGGCUUUGCUGAUCACGUCCUUAGCUAUCACAAAGAGGAAGCUUGGUGGGAAGCUACGUGGUGGCCCAAGACCUUUCCACCUGGAGGGAGUGUGGCACCCUGAGCUGAAAGGGGGCCGGUACGCCAACUGGGGCUUCACUGAAGCCACAUGUCUGCCGUGGCUGGAGGCGAUAGAGACGCAUUGCCCUCUUGUCUGCGGAGACUGCUGGGAACUUGGGAAGCGCCUGCGGCAGGAGUGCAGGUUCCAGCUGCAGGUCCUGGGAGAGCCCCAAACUGCAGCGAUUUGGUGUAACGAAACCUUAAAUGACUUUGUGUACAACCGUUGCGAGCCCGCAUGUUUGGUGAACGAGACUCAGUGCGCCUCGGCAGAGGCGGAAGAGUGCAUGCGAGUGUGCGGCAAUUACAACACUUGCACCUGUCGAAAGUUCAAAGGCAGCCAAAACCCGGCAGCAUGCGAUGGCUUCACUUUCAGUGAUGGCCAAGUCAACCGAAGGGAUGACCUCUUUUACGACUGCGCCAUGGUGCCACGAGAAUGCAUGCACACUGAUGGUGUGCCAUGCAACACCUAUCGGUAUUGCACUCCGAACCUAUGCUUGAUUGACGAUGUCAAUUGCGAACCACGGCAUCAGUGUGAGGCACCUGGCAGGUGCGAUUCAGAAAAGGGCUUGUGCUUCUAUGAUAACCAAGAAAACGGUUACCCCUGCGACGAUGGCAUCUUCUACACGCUCAACGACUCAUGCCAAGAUGGCUUCUGCGAGGGCAUCGCCGAUUUCUGCCUAGGGUACAACGUGUCCUGCGAACCGCUGAGUUCAUGUCUGACUGGAGGGGAGUGCCAUCCAUCCACCGGCCGUUGUACUUAUGACAAGCUGCCGGAUGAAACACCUUGUGACGACGGGCGGCAGUUCACUGUGCAGGACAUGUGCCAGAACGGCUUGUGCGUAGGCCGUCCACAGGAUCUUUGUGAGCAGUUUGGUGUGGUGUGCGAGGCACCAAACUGGUGCUAUGAUCCAGGCAGAUGUGACCCAAAGACGGGACAGUGUAGCGAAGCUACACUGGCUCCCGGAUAUCGCCCUUGCAAUGACCAAGACCCUACAACCAGCAACGAUUCGUGCAUUGAGGGUGUCUGUAUGGGCAUGCUUGCUGAUGGAUACCAGUAUCAGACAAUUGGAGCCGGUGAAUGUGUUGAUCGUGAGAAUCGCCGCAUGGCCCGCUAUGCUGGAGAUGUAAAGGAUCAAAUGGAGUGCGAAAGGAUUUGCACAGGUGAUCCGCAGUGUGCUGGCUAUGCAUACAACUUCCCCUUGUGCAGCAUUUACGGGACAGUGCGCACAAAGACGCCAAUGGAAUUGCCGUGGUGGUCUUUCCAGGCGGGCACCGACCCGUUGGGCGUCAUCAUUGAAGACUCACAGGUGAUGACUGAUGUGCAGAGAAGGUCCAUCUGCCGAAGGAAGGGGGUGGUGCCAGAUCGGAUCACAUCGCCUUCAGAUAUCGAGGUGUCUGCCGACGAGUUCUUUUCGCCCGUCAGGAUCGGUAUCUUCUUCUUGGUCAUCCUCGGCUGUUUCUUUGCUCUGCCAUUGACUGAUUACAUCUCCCGGCUGCUGAAGUGCCGGAAAGAUCCCCUAGAGGAGCUGGCAUCACAGGCAUUUGGGAAGAGGAAGAUUAGUUGUCCGUGGCUUGCAAACCUGUCUGUCAAACGUGAAUAUGCAUUUGUCAUGACAACGAAAAAGCCUCUGUGUCCAUACAGUUGA
Molecule: messenger RNA, 3276 nt
Organism: Symbiodinium pilosum
Lineage: Eukaryota; Dinophyceae; Suessiales; Symbiodiniaceae
Source: the annotation of a GenBank genome assembly